GCAGGCAGUGUCUCGACAGUCAACGCGGGGUUUUGCGUUUCUCUACGGAUGGUGCGACUGCCAGGGCUGAGUAAAGGCUGCCAGACGUGCCGGCGGCGCUCUAUCAAGGUACUAGUAAGAGUCCACCAGGCCUGGAAUCACGGUCUAACCAGCAUCUUAGUGCGACGAACGGAGGCCGGAAUGCUCCCAGUGCGUCAAGGCUGGCCGUACAUGUCCUGGUGCGUUGGCGGGGAACAUAUUCUUGCAUGCCGAACCCCAUAAUCCGCUCAAAUAUCACCGGCUGGAGGCUGUCCCCGUGCUUCGACCUCAACGACGACAUGAAUCAACACACAAUGCUGAUUGCCGCCUUUCACUUCCAUCAUCCCCUCAUGCAUAUCCUUCAAGAUGCGGUACGGUUUGCACAGUUUCCAACCCCCAGUCCCUUGUCAGUCCUCACGCUAUGCUGGAGGGACAAAUGGUCUCGGAUUUCAUCUCGUACUUUUCCAGAUACGCCGUUAACCAGCUGCGGAGCUUCUCCUGGAUGCAUCUAUGCCCCCAGAUGAUGCGCCAGAAGCGGCCCGACUGGCGGGCAUGUAUUCUCGCGGGCUCGCUGGCGUUAUACGGAACCACUGUCGGUAAUCGAGGGGCAACGGUCGAGUCCUACCGGCUGUAUGAUCAGGCCCUGUGGCAUAUUCGUCGUAGACUCGCCGAUGCGAAUACUGUUGCCGAGUUAGUCCCAGAAGAUGUCGGCAGCCUGCUUAUCCUGAGCUACUAUGAGAUCCAUGCCCCGACUACCCCCGUCGCUCAUUUUGAGCACAUCAAGGCCGCAUCCACCUUGUUGGUCAUGGUGGGACCGCACCGUUGUCGAGAAGGGUAUUGGCAUCAGAUGUUCCAGAGCGUGAGGCUGCAUAUGCUCUUCUUUUCCCUCACCAGAUGGACGUCUACCUUUUUCGCAUCCCAGGAAUGGACAACAAUACCAUACACAAACCAACGGAAGCUGGCCUCAGACGAUCUCACCAUUCUUCUCCUACACUAUCCCCGUCUUCUUUCUCGUCCACAUCCCCCCAACACGCUAGACUCAAAUUCCGAUACUCCUUCCUCUGAGCAACUCGGAGCUGCGUCCCUAAUCAUGCAAGAACUCUGUUUUGUUCGGCAGAAACUUGUCUCCCAACUUUCACUGGUUCAAGUCCACGAUCAACCUGAAGUACAGGUCCCAUUACCAAUCAACUACUCCCCUACCAACUCCGACGAGGCAACAGCCGUAACAAUGUACAGCCUAGCCUGCAUACUUGUCCUUGUCCGGAUUGAAAACAGUGACUUCCUGCUCACAGCUCACUGUGACGUCAUCCUCGGCGCAGCGGCUGCGGUCGCCAGCUUCGGCGAUGGCUGUGGACUCGUGAGGAUGGCAUUUCCACUAGCCACCGUUGUUCGAUAUAGUACUGAUCUCGUGCAGAAGGGAAGUGCAGAGAAAAUGCUGCAGAGCUGGCGGACCGAUUAUGGACUUAUCGGUCUCCCUCUCGUGAUAUAGGGCAUGUGUCAUGGCAGGUCCAUGUUAACGUCUAAUGAAUGCAUAGUAUUAAAUAUCUGAGGAUAACUCCUUAUUCAAUUUGAAGACUGUAAC
Penicilliopsis zonata CBS 506.65 is the source of this 1600-nucleotide messenger RNA. RefSeq lists its product as hypothetical. The record is from RefSeq and is a predicted model, not a curated record. The transcript has a single exon. NCBI's taxonomy places the organism in Eukaryota, Fungi, Ascomycota, Eurotiomycetes, Eurotiales, Aspergillaceae. The coding region runs from base 440 to 1507 and encodes 355 amino acids.